CUCUUAAUUAUCUGUUAACUUCCAUUAUUGUUCCAGUAAUAACAUUUAACCUCUCAGAGUCAGCUUGCAUCGAGUUUCGCGGUAAUUUUCCUGAGAAUGUUUUUUGAGACUCCUGCUGAUGUAAGUGCAGGGAUGCAGCUCAUGAUGCAGAGAUUAUCUGUCGUCACAACAGAAGAAGGAGUAAGUCGAGGUUUAAGUUUUAAACCUCGUUCAGACGACGUGUUCGUCCUGACUCCACGAAAAUGCGGCACAACAUGGAUGCAACAGAUUCUACAUCAGUUACGUAGUGGUGGCGAUAUGUCAUUCGAUGAUAUUUGCGAUGUUAUCCCUUAUAUCGAGUUGGCUUAUCAUACCGAAAUAGAUCUCGAGGCCGAACACGUGUAUCAACCACGGUAAGAAUAAGUUAAGAUACUAAAAUUCUACUUGCCGGCCAGUAUUACAUCAUUAUUAUAAGUAAUAUCAUGAAAUGAGGAGUAUUAGUCAUUAAACGUAACCACCCGCUCGACGAGGGUCAUUUAUUAAUUUUAAUAAUUGACCCGAGCGGGAUCGAAAUUGCGUGAAUUUCACCCAAAUCAGUGUUCAGACACUGUCAAUGAUGUUGGCGGAGCGUUAUAAGACGUUCUGUACUGAAGAGAAUGUUGUGGCUUGUCGGAAAGAUGCAAUACCAAAAAAUACCAGAAAGCACACAUCUUGGGGCGUAAAUGUCUAUAAAGACUGUGCGGAAAGUCGAAACGAAGCGUUCAAAGAUUUUCAGCCGGAUAAUCCGAAAUUUCCUAUAGCUCCAGAGGAUCCUUCUUUGUUAAGCGUGGACGAAAUAAAUUAUUGGUUGUCGAAAUUUUGUGUUGAUGUGAGACAAAAAAACGGCGAGGAAUACCGACACGAAGUGCUUUACUCCCUAUUCUGUGCGCUAAACCGUGUCAUUCGGGAAUCACACCGUAACCUCGUGCUGUUUAAAUCGCCAGAACUAAAACCAUUUCAAGACGCUCUGGAUGGGCGUUUGAAGGCUCUACAGUCAAGACAAAAUCCCUUUCGUAAAGCCUGCCGCACACGAGAGCUAUCUGCUGAGCAAAAAGUUACUCGUGCCUGUUAGCUCAGCCGAUAGCUCACCGUGUGCGGGUACAUUUUACUGAGUUUUUUGCCUCAUGCAACCUUUUCUCACGUAUCAAACAUGUUUGAUCGGUGAGCUAUCAGCUGAGCUAACAGGCACGAGUAACUUUUUGCUCAGCAGAUAGCUCUCGUGUGCGGCAGGCUUAAGAAAGCAGAUGCGGUUAGUGUGAACGAGGAAGAAAAACUUUGGAUUACGGGCGCUUUAGGGACUCAUUCGCCUGGUGUUUUGCUCGAUACAUUGGUGUUUCUGGCCGGCAAGAUUUUUGCUUUACGGGGAGGGCAAGAGCAUCGAAGCCUAACACGGGAGAGCUUUGAAUUUGAGACUAUGGAGGAUGGAAAAACUAUUGUUACCUAUCGGGAGAAAAGUUCCAAGGUUAACCAAGGCGGGCUGAAGAGAAGGAAAAUUACCCCUAAAGAAGUCAAACAUAUUGAAGAUGGCAAUGAUCCAAAGUCAUUUACCUUUGUAUUCAAUUUCUACAUGUCAAAAUGGUAAUUAUAGUCUGCAAAGUGCAAGUGCAUUGAAGUGUUAAAGUUAGGGAAUUCUAUUAAGUUCAAAUUCAAAAUGUGUUUACGACACGCUCUGUUAACAUAUUUCUUUGUGUAGUCCUUUAGAUGCAGAUAGCUCAAGCUUGUAUUUGAAGGCGAAAACGAAAUGGUGUUUUGGAAACGAAUCGUGGUAUGAAAACCGACCAGUUGGGCGCAAUACGCUUGCAUCGACUUAUAAAAUAAUUUGCAGUUUGGUUGGUCUCGAGGGGCAUUACUCAAAUCAUUCAGGAAGGGGGGCGACAGCUGCUACAACACUUUUGAAAGCAGGUAUUCCUGACAAAAUGGCGUUGAAAAGAACUGGUCAUCGCAGUUUGGAAAGUCUACUGGAGUACCAGACUUUAGAUAUAGAUGAUACGAAACGGGUAUCAGAGGCGUUGAGCUCGUGUAGUUCUGCAGAUACGUGUGUAAUAAAUGAAACAUCUGUAGAAUCAAAAGUUGUGCAUGAAAGUAAUUUGGAUUGGGUUGAACAAUUUAAUGAGGAAUCAGAUUUAUGUGACGUUGUAUUAAGUCAGGCGUUAGACAUGUAUGAAAGUAAUUCUAGAAGUGAACCAUCCUAUAAUAAUACUUUAAAUGGUAAUAAUAAUACUUUAUUGGGACGGUAAAUGUCUAUAUUAGCAAGUAAUGAUAACAAUUAAAUGUUUGUGUGUUUUUCAGUGCGUAAUUUUGUGAUAAUUUUGCUCAAACUUUCCAGGUGAUGUGGUAAUACUAAUACGACCCGUAGUGACGUCAACUGAGGUCGUAUUAGUUCUAAUACGACCUGUACAUUUGAGUAGGCGAGUGAAUUAGUUACUAAUACAGCACAAUAGAACAAUAGAAAUUCACGCAAACAUGAUAUUAUACAGCCGGUAUAAUGGCAACUUGCAUGUUAGAUUAAAUUUUAAUGUAAUUAAAGAGAAAGGAAUCAAACACCACAGCUAAAACGAACAUAAUGAAAUUAGUAAAAUUGCAAAAUUUGGUUGCGAAAUGUUGUAAGGCUUGGAAAUAUAGCCUUGCAAAGUUUCCAAAUAGUGGCGGAAAACUUGGUGGGGCGGCGGGGCGCCCGCCCCCCCCCCCCACCUUCACGGAAAAUUGACGAACUUUCGGAAAUUUUGAUCUAAAAUUUUGUAUAUGUUUGUAUUACGUGCGGAAAUUGUUACCAGUUUCGGCUCAGAAAUGGUAACAAUUCCGCACGUAAUACAAAUAUACUGGCAAAAAAGGCUAAUUUCGCAAGGCUAUAUAUUCCGUAUUUUACAACAUUUCGUAACCAAAUUUCUCAAAGCAUUUUUACCUUAAUUACAUGUCUAUAUCUGGGGCCGAUUGUUCUAGAACCUUAAAAUAAACAAACAUACAAACUACAUACAAUACAAUAGCAGUGUAAAUUUUACCCGAGGGUUAGUGCUAAUCCAGUUGUUAACAACCGUCUUUGAUCUGUGGCGAAGCUAGCUAAAAUAGCUAGUUGUUGCGACCGGACACGAUUUAUACGAACAAGAUAUAUUUAUUAAACUAGCAAGGACAACGACGUUGCUUAACUCAUCCCCAUGCAUGCUAUUUAUGUGAUUAUCAUGCAUAACUAAUUACUGUUUAUAAGUUCUUUGUAGGUUCGCAUGGCGAUAAAACCAUUAGUUAAUAGAACAGAUUGUUUGGAAAUUCAUUAUAAUAACAAUAUAACUCAUUAUCUAUGCUUAUAGUCAACGUUUAUUUAUAAAUCUGGUCGUUCAACGUCACGUGUGUAUUGUAUUUUUGCCAAAUCCACCAAUAGCAAUGUUCGAGUCACGGAUACAGUAGGUAACUUUCCCAAGACAUUGCUAUUAGUUGGUUGCGCAAAAAUACAAUACACACGUGACGGUGAACGACCAGAUAUAUGAAUAAACGUUGACUAACAUAGAUAAUGAGUUAUAUUGUUAUUCUAAUGCAUGAGUUUCCAAACCAUCUAUUCUAUCAACUAUGAUAAUAUGAUAUUUUUUGUGGAAACACCACGUAAAAAAUUUACAGUAAUAAAUUACGUUAAAAAAUUUAAGUAAUUAAUUACUAUUUAAAACUGUGGCAAUUGAUACACCAGACGGAAAUCUUAGUUUAAAGAUAAAGAGCAGGGCCCAGCAAAUAACUUUAAAACCAAACAUAAUAAAAGUAAAAAUUUAAUUAGCUAACGUUUCGUUGUUUACAAGAUGUUGUAUUGUAAACAACGAAACGUUAGCUAAUUAAAUUCUUACUUUUAUUAUGUUUGGUUUAAAAGUUAUUUGCUGGGCUCUGCUCUUUAUCUUUAAACUAAUUAAUUACUAUUUAUUAAAAGUUGCGUAAUUAAUUAUUUAAUUAACUACGUAAUUAAAUUUACGUAAAAAAUUUGCAGUAAUAAAUUUACGUGGUAUUUCCACAAACAAAAUAUUAUAAUUACUGUUUAUGGUAUUAUCGUCACAUCCUUUCUCGUUAAAAAAGACAAAAGUUUAUCCAAAUCCUACUGAAUUAAUAAAUGACCUAAUAGCUAACUGUUUCGACUGUAUUAUUAAUUAAUUAAUAUACCUUAUAUAAUGUCUCUAAAUUUAAUUAUGAUUAUAUUAUAUCCUAAACUAGAAAAUACAUGCAUGCAGAAACCCUCGCCUUGCUGACAAAACCAUUCUAUUUUCCGAACAUGAAGUAUCUGAAGUAGUUGUCAUGGUAACACGAUAAUUUUUAAGAAUAUUCUCACAAAUGAAAAAUCGCCUAAAAAAUAUCACUUUUAAUUACAAAAUUAUUAAUUUCCCAACAUAUAUAUGUUAGGUAUGUUAUUAUACGUAAUAUAAGCCUCAAUUUAAGGUAAAAUUCAACCACAAACGCUUCGCAAAACGUUUUAAAGUCACCAGUGUUCUUUAUAUAAAAACUAUAAAACUGCCUUUUAAAUUGGCUUUAUCGAUAAACUUUGAGUUUGCAAUAAAAUGAUUUCAAAUUCUCGCUAGCAAAUAACUCUGCCUUCUGUUUUAUUUAAAAAAUUCAAUAUCAUAAAAAAGGGAAUCAAUAUUACUAAAGACACUGAAAUUAUAUGCUGUCUUGUUUAGUUGUUUCAUAUACGCAAAGGCCGUCGGGUUUUAAAUUAAAGCCAUUAUAAAAUCAAUAUUUAAAACAAACUUACCUUCGUUAACGUCGGCUCACUUCUUUCGCCCUUUCUUUCUUGAAAUUUACAAAAUCUUGCAAAAAUGCCAACAAAUAUGAAAUAUAUUUGCAAGAAAUUUAUCAAUCAUCAAAUCAAGAAAUGUUUGCUAUUUCGAUGUCGUCAUGCAGUCGUUAUAAUGCAAACUUUAAAUUGGACCAAUCAGUUUUCGCUAUUAUUCUUGACAGUCCGCCACAUAUUUUAAGAUCAGUGAGGAUGACUACCCACCGAAACAUCGUUGGUGAGCCACGCCCGCGAUAUUUGAUGAACUUUAGACUUCGCUAAUGCUUUCGUUUCCCCGGGUGUAAAUAGCCGGGGGGAAUUAGUACCCUCACACGGCGCUUCGCGCCGUCGGCUCGGGGAUUACAAUGCCUAAUACGUUUUACUUAUGCUUGAUAUCUGUCCGGUUGUUUUCUGGUUGAUUUCUUUAAUAAUGCUGGAUAUUGUGGGCCAGUCAGUUAUUGAAUUAUACUAGUAGAGACGAUUGGCUUACAAUAUGUCUGGCACUCUCAAGGCAUUUUUUAAUACCAUGGACUGGUGAGGCAUUUGCCUCACUGGGCCCCCGCCUCUGCCCCACCACUGAAGAAAAAAAAUGGCGUAUUGCCCCAAAGCCAGGGCUCUAUAGGACCUGUAUUGAGUAAAUGAGUUUAACAUUGAAAGAAGUUUAAAAAAUAACAUUUGGUGAGCAUACUUAAACUAAAUAUAUUGUGUUUGAAUGUUUAGCAUGCAAUUUAUUACAAAUUUCACCAUUAAAACUUUGUUUUGAGAGACUGAGAUUUUUUUAUUAAAUGUGUUCUCAGAAUGCAGGAAAUGCCAUUUCAGAGAUCCAUUUUUAAAAUUUCCUGGGGGGAUGCAUGCCCCAAGACCCCCUUCCCCUAGCUAACUUGUACCUGUGGUACUCGACUCACACCUUCGGCAAUCGCAUACUAUCCUGCGGGUAGGGCAAGGAAAAUGGGCCCUUUGGCAGUUUUGCCCACCACUGAAGAAUCCUUAAAAAAUGCACUGGGCACUCUGCAUUAUCCGAAGGUUUCCCAAAUCUCGAAACUUUUCCGCUGUUUUCCUAAUAUGAUACCGAUUUCGUGUGUAGGUUCUUUCACCGCAACGCACGUCGUACGAACGAGGACCAACUUGCUUAAAUAAUACAGGUUUCAAGACACCAUUUCAGCUCUCCAGGCAAUCUCAAGCGAAUCGAUUUCCUCUGCUUCUAGAGGUACAAAAACACGAGCUUUGACAUCGUAAUUUUCUUUCUGCUUUUCUUUCGCUUGUUCAGCGCCAGUUACAACUUUCUCAGCAUCAAUCACACUAGGUUUCAACAGAUCUUUUGUCGUUGGAAGGCAAGUCCUAGUUCUUCUCGAAAACAAUUUCUGUGACGGACUGACACCAUCCGGUUCACUGGGUGUAUUCCUAAACUCCAACAAUGCAAGAUGAACAUCAGCUUUCGACAAAAAACGCCUUCUUCAUCAAUUCUCGACCUUUCCAUUCGAUUGUGGAUACCGAGGAAACGACAGUACCAUGCUGAAACUCACACUCAUUUGAAAACUCCCUGAACUCUUUGCAAACAAACUGAGGACCGUUAUAGGUAAAAACGGCCUCUGAAAUCCCGUGACGACUGAAUUGCUCCUUCAACUUCUUAACAACUGCGGUAGUAAUAGUACUCGUUAAAUAAUCUACUUCAAAACAGUUAGAAAAAUAGUCAACUGUUAUCACGUAAUUUCUGUUUUUAUAUAUAAAUAAAUCAACUCCAAUCUUAGACCACGGCAAAGCAGGUGAGUCAUGGCAUAGAAGUGGUGCCUUCAACUCUUUAACACAUGACUCGACAUUUUAGAACAAUAUAAAAUUUGUCGAGCUCUUCUCAAGCGGCCUUCGACUCCAAGAUGGGAACUAUGCAGUCGUUUUAUCAUAUCCUCUCGUAACGCUUGUAGAACUACAAUUCUUCCUGACUUGAAGAGAAGACCAUUUUGGUCAUACGAGAUCUCACUCUGAAGCGAAUAAUACGGAAUAACAUCAGGUGGUAUGUAUUGUUUUGACGUUGACCAGCCUUUCUCAACAUAUUCACGAACUUUCUCAAACACUAGGAUCCGCAGCUGUUGCACGCCGAAACUCGUUCAACCGUUUAUUGGAUAUUGGUAAAUCUGCCAUAGAAUUUUGUGUGAAUAUGCUGUGGUAAACCGAUCAGUGUGGUAUAUAUAUAUAUAUAUAUAUAUAUAUAUAUAUAUAUAUAUAUAUAUAUAUAUAUAUAUAUAUAUAUAUAUAUAUAUAUAUAUAUAUAUAUAUAUAUAUAUAUAUACCACACUGAUCGGUUUACCACAGCAUAUUCACACAAAAUUCUAUGGCAGAUUUACCAAUAUCCAAUAAACGGUUAAACGAGUUUAGGCGUGCAACAGCUGCGGAUCCUAGUGUUUGAGAAAGUUCGUGAAUAUGUUGAGAAAGGCUGGUCAACGUCAAAACAAUACAUACCACCUGAUGUUAUUCCGUAUUAUUCGCUUCAGAGUGAGAUCUCGUAUGACCAAAAUGGUCUUCUCUUCAAGUCAGGAAGAAUUGUAGUUCUACAAGCGUUACGAGAGGAUAUGAUAAAACGACUGCAUAGUUCCCAUCUUGGAGUCGAAGGCCGCUUGAGAAGAGCUCGACAAAUUUUAUAUUGUUCUAAAAUGUCGAGUCAUGUGUUAAAGAGUUGAAGGAACCACUUCUAUGCCAUGACUCACCUGCUUUGCCGUGGUCUAAGAUUGGAGUUGAUUUAUUUAUAUAUAAAAACAGAAAUUACGUGAUAACAGUUGACUAUUUUUCUAACUGUUUUGAAGUAGAUUAUUUAACGAGUACUAUUACUACCGCAGUUGUUAAGAAGUUGAAGGAGCAAUUCAGUCGUCACGGGAUUUCAGAGGCCGUUUUUACCUAUAACGGUCCUCAGUUUGUUUGCAAAGAGUUCAGGGAGUUUUCAAAUGAGUGUGAGUUUCAGCAUGGUACUGUCGUUUCCUCGGUAUCCACAAUCGAAUGGAAAGGUCGAGAAUUGAUGAAGAAGGCGUUUUUUGUCGAAAGCUGAUGUUCAUCUUGCAUUGUUGGAGUUUAGGAAUACACCCAGUGAACCGGAUGGUGUCAGUCCGUCACAGAAAUUGUUUUCGAGAAGAACUAGGACUUGCCUUCCAACGACAAAAGAUCUGUUGAAACCUAGUGUGAUUGAUGCUGAGAAAGUUGUAACUGGCGCUGAACAAGCGAAAGAAAAGCAGAAAGAAAAUUACGAUGUCAAAGCUCGUGUUUUUGUACCUCUAGAAGCAGAGGAAAUCGAUUCGCUUGAGAUUGCCUGGAGAGCUGAAAUGGUGUCUUGAAACCUGUAUUAUUUAAGCAAGUUGGUCCUCGUUCGUACGACGUGCGUUGCGGUGAAAGAACCUACACACGAAAUCGGUAUCAUAUUAGGAAAACAGCGGAAAAGUUUCGAGAUUUGGGAGACCUUCGGAUAAUGCAGAGUGCCCAGUGCAUUUUUUAAGGAUUCUUCAGUGGUGGGCAAAACUGCCAAAGGGCCCAUUUUCCUUGCCCUACCCGCAGGAUAGUAUGCGAUUGCCGAAGGUGUGAGUCGAGUACCACAGGUACAAUCUCAAACACUAGGAUCCGCAGCUGUUGCACGCCGAAACUCGUUCAACCGUUUAUUGGAUAUUGGUAAAUCUGCCAUAGAAUUUUGUGUGAAUAUGCUGUGGUAAACCGAUCAGUGUGGUAUAUAUAUAUAUAUAUAUAUAUAUAUAUAUAUAUAUAUAUAUAUAUAUAUAUAUAUAUAUAUAUAUAUAUAUAUAUAUAUAUAUAUAUAUAUAUAUAUAUAUAUAUAUAUAUAUCAUUAACUGUACAUAGGAUUGGAAGUUAAUUAUAUACUUCACUCAUGACCUUCAAAACAUUCUCUACUAUUCAGUGGUACGUCUUCGAUAUAUGAUUGACCUUUUUGCUACAGUUAUGCAUGUCCCUCGAAUAGUUUGUAUAUGUUACUCAACAGUUAACAUUGGCAAGUGUAAACAACAAAUUACAUAACUUUUGCUUCAUAUAUGAUUACAAUAAAGUUUUGAAAAUUCGAUGAGUAUGGAUUGACAAUUAAAGUGACAGUUAACUAAAUAGCCAGCUGUAUAAACACUUCUAAUAUUGUUCGCAUGAAAUUUUUAUUUCCUGACUGCAUAAUUAUCUGUUACAAUCAUAAUCACAUUAUAAAGUUAGUUAAAUUUUCUUGGCAGGGGGGACUUGCCCCUACUGCCCUUGCCGCUGUGUACAGCCCUGUUAAAUGUGUAUUAUGUUUGACUUUAAAAUCUUAUUUUCUAUUAUAUUUAUUAGGGACCGUUCAUUAUUUAUACCUGGGGUUGGUACUGAAGAGAAGCGAAAGAUACUGUAAAUUUUUUAUUUACCCAACCUCAACAUUGGUCAAAAUAAUGUUUACCAAACUCAUGUGUUACUGUACUAAGUAGAAUCAGAAUCAGAAUCACAUUUAUUUCACACGUAUUUAAACUAAGUAAGAAUAAAAUACAGAAAAAUUAUAUAGUUAUAAAAACCAAAGCCCACAUAUUAAAACUACUAUAUUAAACAAACGUGUGCAGUGAUCAAAGUAGCGGAAUGCUUUCGAGUUGAUCACUGUAUAUAUGUAAAAAAAAUAAUAAUUAAACACACAAGAUUAUGGUGACAGAAAUCAAGUUGCCUAAAUUUUAAAAGCUCACUCAAACUCAAACUCACUGAGUGUGCCAAUGGAACGACGUUCCUGCUGAUCAAUAAUAGAGUCCUUCCUCAAUCACUGAUGGUCUGUAAUUUUGGUUUUAUUAUAUAGCUGACAGACAGCCACAAUUUUUAUUACCCAACCCAUGAGCUAGUCAAAAACUUGAUUACCCAACCCAUAUCUCUUCGGUACCAACCCCGGGUAUAAAUAAUGAAUGGUCCCUUAUAAUAAGUGAUGGGAUAUUUCAAUUGUCCCAUGUCACCUUCAUUAUUCAGCUCCUUUCAAGAAAAUACAAAAUGUGAAUCAAUUUUUUUCGCAGAUGCAUGUACGCAUCGCGUACCUAUUUUUCCUGUCAGUGUCAUACAUUUAUGAUUGGUAGAUAAAACUUUUAUUUUAAUAGGGACCACAACUGAUCUGUUAUCAACGAGAGCCCUAUAUAACUACGUUCUAUAGUACAUUCUAUCAAUUAUGUUAUAAAACUACACUAGGUAGCUUUCAGACUAGUAGAUAUGAUAUGAUUAUAAUAUAUUACUUAAGUUAAAUCCAUUGAAAGACUAAAAGUAUCUAGGGCAGACUGUGACAUAAGCGUUUAAAAACCUUUGCUCCCUUAUGGUGAAAAGUUUCUUUGCCAUUUCUGUUCUAACUCUUGGCAGAUGCAAUAAAUUGCUUUGGCAGGUUGUUCUUACUGUCAAUUGGUGAAUGAUUAAAAUCUAAAAUAAUCACAUAAGAAUUGGGGAACAAUUCCUUUACCAUAUGUCUUAAUUAAUUUAGAAACAUGCUGUUCUACCGUAUAUCCUUUUCUUUGCCGAUACAGUAAGAUUGACAUCAUAUUUUUGAUAUAGUGAACCUUUUGUACAUGUAUUAUAUUUAGCACAUUGUUUAAUUUAGCGAAGACAUCUGCGAAACGUCGAUGUUUGGCUUGUAUUUUUCAAGUAGUUGUUAUCUCUUUGUUGCAGCUCUCCUGUUAUCUUGCUACCUACACUGGCACAGACGUUCUUGUAUAAUUUAGGAUAUGUUUUGUUCUCGUUCUUAGAUGUUACAAGACUCAUACAUGGUAUCCUUCGUGUCCCAUGGGCGCUAAAUACAUUGUUAUUUAUCGUGAACCAUGUGCUGCAUUCUACAGUUACUUCAACUUCUUCAAGGGUUGGUUUUUUCAAUCAGGAGACAUUUCACUUCAUGAAUUUGUGAAGCAUUUUCUACUCGCUAUUGGUGCUCCAGAAAAGAAGACAGAUGUUGCAUCUUAUUUUGUCCACUUGCUCAGCUGGUGGGAACACAGGAAUGACUCGAAUGUUUUAUUUUUGUUCUUUGAGGAUAUGAAAGAUGAUUUAGAAAUUGUAGUUAGGAUGGUUGCAGCAUUCAUGGGAAUUCAAGAUGAGGAAAGGAUUAAGAAGGCUGUGAAAAUGAGCUCCUUUGAAUUUAUGAAAGGAAAUGAGAGCAAGUUUUCAGAGGUUCGUGUCGCACGUUAUCGGAAUAAAAGUUGUGGGAUACCUGAUGAUGUUGCACCCAGUAAGGUUGCCACGGGAUCUGCAACGAAAGGACGAAAGUUGAUGGAUGACAAAACUAAACAAAUUAUUCAGGCAAAGUGGCUGGACAUCGUUGGUAAACAAACUGGAUUUCAGGAUUACAAUGAGUUGAGAAGUGCAUUCAAGAAGGAACAGAUGUAUGAGUAAAAAUUAAGAAUUACUUCAAAUUGUUUUCUGUACACAGUUUGAUAUUUUAGAUAGAG
Molecule: messenger RNA, 11154 nt
Organism: Paramuricea clavata
Lineage: Eukaryota; Metazoa; Cnidaria; Anthozoa; Malacalcyonacea; Plexauridae
Source: the annotation of a GenBank genome assembly